This is a messenger RNA of Coffea arabica (coffee), 1476 nucleotides long. The record is from RefSeq and is a predicted model, not a curated record. NCBI's taxonomy places the organism in Eukaryota, Viridiplantae, Streptophyta, Magnoliopsida, Gentianales, Rubiaceae.
AUGGAUGAAGACCUGGCUGAGCUCCUAAAAAAAUUCUCUCUAGAGGGGAAUGAGCUUCUCGGAGCCACUUUAGAAUUGGGAGAUCUCCAGCAGGGAGUUAGAGCCUGUGAGGAAAGCCUGAUAGGAAGAGUUAUAGGUAAGAAAGUUGUCAACUUUACUGGGGUAAAAAAUUUCGUAACUGCUGCUUGGGGUUACCCUAGGAAUAUAACAGUGAUGGAACUUGGGCCAAAUAUCUUUCAGUUUAACAUCCCAAGCCUAGUUGAUAAGGAAAGAAGUAUAGAGGGUGGUCCUUGGGUUAUGGAUAAUCAACUGCUUGUCCUAAAUAGGUGGAAGGAAGGGAUAGAAGAGGAUUAUAGGGCCUUUAUGACUGCGCCCCUCUGGGUGCAACUCUGGAAUCUGCCAGUUCAUUGGCUUUCUAAAGAGGUAGGAAACAAGAUAGGGGUUGUGUUCAAAGAAGUAAGAGAGGUUCUAAUCCCUCAGAAUGGAGGAAAAGAUGGCAGGCACUUGAAAAUUUUAGCGUUAGUUGACCUGUCUAAACCCCUGCUCAGGGGUACUGUGGUUAAGAUUGCAGGAGCUUUGAAGUGGAUAGCCUUUAAGUAUGAGAGGUGUCCUGAUUUUUGCUAUAGUUGUGGGUUAGUAGGACACAGUGAGAGGUCUUGUAAGGAUAGAAGAGUGACAGGGGGAAGCAUGGGAGGCCAUCAAUACGGGCCCUGGUUGAGAGCUGGAAAUACUAGGAGCUCACCCCAGAAACAAAACUCCAGGAAUGAAGGGUCGAGUGACAAAAAAUAUUGGAGAUUCCAGGAAGGAGAAUUGAUUGAACAAGAUAGAAGCAGGAGCCUUUUGAAUCAAAGUCUGUUAGAAAACUUGCUGUCACCAGAUAAGGAGGGCCAUAGCUCGCAGAAAGAGAGGGAGGAUAGGGAAAAGGCAAAGGAAGAUCAGGGGAGGGGAGCCUCACCAGUAGUUGAGGAAAACAAGGGAGGAAUCCAAGAUUGUAGUGAAGACCUCAUGAACCUAGAAACGAGAGGUCCUGAUCUCCCACUAGUGAUCCAGGUUGAGGAAGAAAUUCAGUCCCCUAUGGCAGUGGAAGUAAGGGAGGAGGAUAGAGAGUUAGAGAUACAGAACCAAAAUCAAGGACUAGUGGACAAUGAGGAUUCUGUAGGAGCGCUAGUGACCCACCAGGAAUCUAUGGUGUCUGGAAAGGUUCAGGAGGCUAAGGACAAACAAGCUAAGAGGAUGUUCAGAAGACUGAAGUCCCCAACCAGUGGCAGGAGAGCUUUGAAAGAGUUAAAUGAAAAUGGUGCAAGUCACUCGAUUUCUGGUAAGAGAAAAGUCUUGUUGAGGGAUGAAGAGAUGGAGGAAGCAAAUUCUGAUAUAAUCCAGUGGAAAAAGACUAAACCUAUGUUAGAAUUCUAUUCUGCUGAGCUCAAGGGAGAGGUUAGGGGGACCUGCCUGAAAGGGACCCCUCUAGGUUCAUGA